Mytilinidion resinicola is the source of this 1879-nucleotide messenger RNA. RefSeq names its product 3-oxoacid CoA-transferase. The coding region runs from base 179 to 1732 and encodes 517 amino acids. Gene Ontology annotation, biological process: ketone body catabolic process. Lineage: Eukaryota; Fungi; Ascomycota; Dothideomycetes; Mytilinidiales; Mytilinidiaceae. Gene Ontology annotation, molecular function: succinyl-CoA:3-oxo-acid CoA-transferase activity. The record is from RefSeq and is a predicted model, not a curated record. The transcript is spliced from 3 exons.
CAUAAAACACGGCCCGUCUCCCAGCCAUGCGUGACUUGCUACUUCUCCGUUUCUUUCCGCCCCUCGGUUCUUUCUCUUACAUUUCCUUCUCCUGGUGAUUGUCUCCCUCUCUUGUUGAACAGGACCCAAACUAGAGCUGUGAUUGACCUGGGGAGCUUCAUUCACACAUCAAUUCGCUAUGCCGUCAAUAACCCUCUCCGUGCGGACAGCCGCUCACUUCUCGCGAUCUGCCUCAAAAACCUACCUCCCCCUCGCCCGCCUCUUUUCCACCACCCGCGCCCGCCAUGAAAUCAACAAAGUGCUCCCCUCGGCCUCAGCCGCCAUCGCCGACAUGAAGUCCGACUCGACCCUGCUGUGCGGCGGCUUCGGCCUCUGCGGCGUCGCCGACACCCUCAUCAACCAGGUCGAAGCGACCCCCGCCAUCACAGGCCUGACGGCCGUCUCCAACAACGCCGGCAUCGACGGCUCCGGGCUCGGCCUGCUCAUCGCCUCCGGCCAGGUCAAGAAAAUGGUCGCCAGCUACGUCGGCAACAACAAGACGCUCGAGAAGAAGUAUCUCGGCGGCGAGAUCGAGAUGGAGCUCACGCCGCAAGGCACGCUCGCGGAGCGGUGUAGGGCGGGUGGGGCGGGAAUACCUGCGUUUUAUACGCCUGCGGCGUUUGGGACGGUGGUGCAGACCGGGGAGCUGGCGGUGAAAUAUCGCGCUGAUAAGAGUGUGGAGAGCUACGGUGUGGCGCGGGAUGUCAAGGUGUUUGAUGGGAAGAGCUAUGUGAUGGAGGAGGCCAUCAAGGGGGACUAUGCCUUUAUCAAGGCGUGGAAGGCGGAUAGGUUGGGGAACACGCAGUUCAGGUUCGCGGCGCACAACUUCAAUGGCGCCAUGGCGCGGAACGCGACGACGACGAUUGUGGAGGCCGAGAAUAUUGUUGAGCCGGGCGAGAUUGAUCCCGAAGCUGUCCAUGUGCCGGGGAUUUAUGUGGAUCGUGUGAUCCAGGCGACUCAAGAGAAGCGGAUUGAGAGGGUGGUGAAUGCGAAAGAUCCCAAGGACGAGAUGGCGGCGCUCGGCAGUGGAGAUGCGGCGAACAAGAGGGAGAGGAUCGUAAGGAGAGCCGCGAAGGAGUUCAAGAACGGGAUGUAUGCGAAUCUCGGAAUCGGCAUGCCCAUGCUGGCCCCUAGCUUCGUCGACCCAUCCGUGGAAGUUCAACUGCAGUCCGAAAACGGUAUUCUAGGCCUCGGACCCUACCCGGCGAAGGGUGAAGAAGACCCCGAUCUGAUCAACGCGGGUAAGGAGACCGUCACGCUGCUCCCGGGCGCGUCGUGCUUCGGAUCUGAAGAGUCGUUCGGCAUGAUCAGGGCGGGCAAGAUCGAUCUCACAAUCCUCGGUGCCAUGCAAGUGAGCGCAAAGGGAGAUUUGGCCAACUGGAUGUUGCCAGGCAAGGUCAUGGGAUUCGGAGGAGCCAUGGAUCUUGUCUCGAAUCCGCAAAACACGAAGGUGGUGGUGACGAUGGAGCACACGGAUAAGAAGGGCCGGCCCAAGAUCUUGAAGCAGUGCGAGUUCCCGCUUACGGGCAAGGCUUGUGUUUCGAGAAUUAUUACUGAGUUGGGCGUGUUCGAUGUCGACUGGGCUGAAGGCCUCACGCUUAUCGAGCUUGCGGACGGUGUUACCGUUGACGAAGUUAAGGCGAAGACGGAGGCACCGUUCAAGGUUGCCGAUGAUGUGAAGCCAAUGUUGUAACGCGCUCAUGUCUCACUCAUGAAAUCUUCCCGUAAAAUCUUUCUAGCCAAGCGUUGUAUAUAUUUCCAUAGUCUGCAUUCGAGGGGAAAAUAGAUCAAAACCCACGCACCAAGAGAUUGUGCAUCCAUGAAUAUUCAUUAUCCACGU